AUGGACAGCCUGGGUGCACGUGAGGUGGCUGCUUCCACGAGGCUGCUGGGCUAUGAGGCGGCCGGCGCAGCUCAGCGCCUGGACACCUGCCGGGGGUUGAGGGCGUGGGUGGCGCGGGCCACCGGCAACUCGGCGACCAGCGCGCUGCCCGAUACUGAGCAUGCUGCCGCCGCCACGCCCCCGCCCGGCAUGGGGGCCUCAGCUCCUAAAUCAGUUGGGAAGAACGCCGGGCCGGCACGGCAGCCGGCGGCAGUCCCCCGGGGACGGAACGGCCUGGCCAUCCCCAGCACCGAGGACUUCAAAUCCCAGGGCUCCCAAGCCUGGCAUGAGGCGCGAUCAGCACGGCUCACUGCCUCCGCCUUCUCAAAGGCACUCGGGUUCUAUCCAGGAGAUCGUGAGACGCUGUGGAAGGAGAAGCUGGGCCUGCUGCCUCCGUUCCAGGGGAACGAUGCCACGCGCUGGGGCACUGGGGCUGAAGCAAGGGCGCUGCAGUCCUAUCAGCGCAACACAGGGUAUGUCGUGCAGGGCUGCACAUUUGCCGUCAAGGCGGAUGAUGCGGUGCAUGGCUGGCUGGGCGCCUCGCCCGACGGGCUGGUGGAGGCCGGGGCUGGACCCCCGGGACUGCUGGAGAUCAAGUGCCCUUUCAACAAGGGUGCCCCAGAGGAGGCCUGGCCGCCGCAGCAUGCGAUCUGGUACUACAUGCCCCAGAUACAAGGACAGAUGGAGAUCAUGGACCGGGAGUGGUGCGACCUGUAUGUCUGGACUCCGGCCAACGGCGCCGCUGCCUUCCGAAUACCGCGGGACCGGGCCUACUGGGCGGCCUGCUUCGACGUGCUGGCGGAGUUCUGGUGGGCACACGUGGUUCCCGCCCGGCUGGCACUGGAUGGGGGGAGGGAGGAGGGGCUGGAGGGCAUGGCACCCCCGCCGCAGCACCCAGCCACAGAGUGGCUGAAGGCCGAGAGCCAGCACCUGGCACGAGCCGCCCCGCGAGCCUUUCAUCCCCCCGACCGAUCCGCAUGA
Auxenochlorella protothecoides is the source of this 1020-nucleotide messenger RNA. RefSeq lists its product as hypothetical. The transcript is spliced from 5 exons. Bases 1 to 1020 code for a protein of 339 amino acids. The record is from RefSeq and is a predicted model, not a curated record. Lineage: Eukaryota; Viridiplantae; Chlorophyta; Trebouxiophyceae; Chlorellales; Chlorellaceae.